Owenia fusiformis is the source of this 995-nucleotide messenger RNA. The record is from the annotation of a GenBank genome assembly. Lineage: Eukaryota; Metazoa; Annelida; Polychaeta; Sabellida; Oweniidae.
AAUUAAACCCGGAAGUUAAAAUCACCGAAAUUUUAUUUUCAAGAAAAUGAACAAAUUAAGACAUUUCUAUUGCAGUUCACUCACACGGAACGUAAAAUGUAUGAAAGUUUCUCCAAAGACACCUCAUAUAUCACAAUGUGCGCAGUUUUCUUGUGAAGAACCUUUAUUUUGUGAUCGCCAAAGAGAGACAUAUUUUUCAACAAAAUUUAGACAAAAAAAUAUUCCAGCGCAACAAUGUUCCCUUUUGUAUGGUACUCCUAAGAGGUUCUAUGGUUUGGACACUACAAGAAAUGAAUUUAAGAAGAGCACAAUAGAGGCUGAGUUGGAAGAUCAUGUCGGUAAAAGUAAUCGAGACAUAUUAGAGGAUAUUUAUGAAGAGACAGUUUACCAAAGAAGCAAAAUUCAGAGUGAGGGUGGAUGGAUGAUUCGGCUGGCCAAUGAAAAUGGGUAUCUGUCCUGGUGUCGUAACACAUACCUAGCAUCAGCAGUGGCUGUAGCCUGCUUCUCUCAGGGUAGUGCAGUCCCAUAUGCUCCGUAUGCAGCAGACAUUUUAUUCCUUAUGGGAGGCCUUAACCUUACACUUGGUACAGUAACAUAUGUUAGUCAACUUGUACAACUACGAGAUGUCAUCUAUAUGUCCAGAUUAACGACAUUGACGCAUAGCAGCAUGGCGAUCCUACAUCUACUGCUCUGGUUCACUGCAGUCAUCGUCUAUAUGGGGUAUGGAGAUGAAGAUGACAUUGUAAUAGUCGCAACAAAGGACCCUGAUUGCGAUUGUGAUAUGAAGAAAGUCUGAUUAUGGACUACUGUAUGAAGGAGUUAAGACAUGGCUUAUGCUCUACAUGUCCCGGUGUUUUUUAUUAAAUAGAUUAUAUUGUUCUUAUCUUUUUGAUUAUCUUCCAUAAAGGUGUAGUCAUUAAUGUGCAAAUUGCUCAAAACAGAACCAAAAUCACACUGGAAUAGCCUGACAAUGGUAAAGUCAGAUACCGUUGUCA